AUGCUUUCGGCUACUAUUCGACGUACUGCUCUUGUCAGUUCACGAUUGGUAUAUCCGCGCUUGAUGCAACGCUCUGUGGCUGGAUUAAUUCCAGAACUACCGCAAUUUGAUCCUAUUGUUGCUCGAAAGCAGUUCAAAGAAACACAUGAUCAUUCGACACUCUUCAAAGUAGAACGCUACUGUGUAGCUGGUAUGCUUCCACUUCUUCCAGCGUCGUAUUUCGUUCAUGGACCUCUCAUGGAUGCAGCUUUAGCAGUUUCAAUCGCAUUACAUGUCCAUUGGGGUAUGCAGGGCUUAUUCAGCGACUAUGCUCGUCCGUUUGUGCUUGGUCCAGCGUUGGCAAAGGUCGUUCAAGGUCCACUUGUUUAUGUACUUAGUAUUUCUUUGCUGGCUGGUUUGUUGCAUUUUAACUCUUAUGACGUUGGCAUAACGAAAGCCUUUGAAAUGAUUUGGUCUUUAUGA
Thelazia callipaeda (thelaziosis nematode) is the source of this 462-nucleotide messenger RNA. NCBI's taxonomy places the organism in Eukaryota, Metazoa, Nematoda, Chromadorea, Rhabditida, Thelaziidae. The record is from the annotation of a GenBank genome assembly.